This is a messenger RNA of Panonychus citri (citrus red mite), 1785 nucleotides long. RefSeq names its product eukaryotic translation initiation factor 4H-like. The transcript has 7 exons. Lineage: Eukaryota; Metazoa; Arthropoda; Arachnida; Trombidiformes; Tetranychidae. The record is from RefSeq and is a predicted model, not a curated record. Bases 115 to 1026 code for a protein of 303 amino acids. Gene Ontology annotation, molecular function: RNA binding.
UUUUCUCUCUUUCUUUUUUCGUCUUUAUUUCUCUGUCUUUUCCUCUCACUUUGAAAAGUGAAAAUAAUAGAAAAAAAUCUCAACAAUUUAAUUUAAUUUGGAAUUAAUUUGAUUAUGGCUUCUUCCGGUGUUCGUGGUUAUUCUGAUGGAUUCUCCAGGGGUGGUAGAGACCGAGGAGGAUCAGGCGGAAGAUUCCAGGAAGAUUCUUAUAAUUCACCUUAUCCUGACCAAGCUUCACGAUUUGAGCCACCUUACCAAAUUUAUGUCGGAAAUUUGCCUUCCAAUACUGUACAAGGCGAUAUUGAUGUCAUCUUUAAAAGUUUGAAGAUUAGCACUAGUCGUCUAGUUCGAGAUAGAGAAUCUGAUAUAUUUAAAGGUUACGGAUUCGUGGAAUUUCAAGAUGUAGAAUCACUUAAAAAAUCACUCGAACUCGAUGGUGCGGAAUAUUGUGGGCGAGUAUUACGUAUACAUCCGUGUGAUAAUAAACGUAAAGAUCAAAACCGAAAUGCAAGAGGAGGUUUCGAUCGCAAUAGGGGACCUCAAACAAUGAACAAUCGAGGUAGAGGAGGCAAUGGUGGUGGAGGUGGUGGUGGUUUUGUACCACAGAAUCGGGGUGGUUUCUUCAAUGAUAGAGAUGAUCAAAGAUCAGGAAGUGGAGGAAAUGGUGGUGGUGGUUAUAAUGAUAGAAGCUUCAAUGAUCGAGGAUUCAGAGGCAGAAACUUUGAUGAUCGUGGUAAAAAUAAUUUUGGUAAUCGUUAUGGUGGUAAUCGAAACUAUAACAAUCGAGAUCGUAAGCCUGCUCCCGCUUACGAACCUUCUGAGUUCAAAGAGCCAACCGACGAGGAGAUUGCUAAUCGACCUAAACUAAAACUUUUGCCUCGUAGCAAAGCUGAACCAGUCAACGAUUUGGCUGAUACUAAAGACAGAGACGCCAUUUUUGGAGGCGCUCGACCUAGAGAUGAAAAAGUUUAUGAAGAAAGACGAAGAAAAGAGUCUGAAAAAUCAGAAGACGUUGCAUCCAAUUAAUUGUGUUUGCUUCUUUCUCGUAUUCUACUGAUCACACUCACAACCAUCAAUAAUUAAAUGUUGAUCGCGCUUCUUCAUUUUCAAAAAGACGCUACUCAGAAUUUUCAAUUUCUUCACAAAAUCUUCUCUUUUUUUCCUGUUGCAUGGAUGAAAAAUCAAUCAACUAAAAAAUUAAAAUCAUUCAAAAUCCAGUAAUUUAUCAAUCAUGUAUAAAACGAAAAACACCAAAACCAGCCAAUCAACCAGCACAUCAACAUCAGCAAACAACAACAACAAAAAACAUUAUAUAACACACACAUACACACUACACAUACACUAAAAUUAAUUAAUUAAUUGACCGACCGAGAAGCUAAAGACAUAUACUACCUAUGGACUUUUCUUCCGCAAUCAUACCCAAAUUACCAAUUAACAAAUGGUAAAAAUAAUUAGCUUGUUACAUAUAAACACAAAAAUAUGAAAUCAACGCAAAAAUCAUUUGGAUGUAUGGACACAAUGGAUAAACAAAAUUGAUUCUUACAAUUGUAUUCUAAUAUCUUCAUGUGUCAAUCUUACAUUUAUCCUCUUUUUUGUCUUUUUUCAUUUCUCGAAAUGAAAAUUUAUGUCGCUUCGAAAUUUUUGUUGGCCCUUUUUUUCUUCUUCUUUAGGAUCUGCUUUUUUUGUCAUUCUCUCUCUUUUUUCUUCUCUCUCUCUCUCUCUCUCUCCUUUCUCUCCUUUGUGCUGGUGUAUCACUGGCAGAAUUAAAUUUUCACAUCACUCUAA